Messenger RNA from Owenia fusiformis, 1313 nucleotides. The record is from the annotation of a GenBank genome assembly. NCBI's taxonomy places the organism in Eukaryota, Metazoa, Annelida, Polychaeta, Sabellida, Oweniidae.
CUCCCUUUCUCUACUCAUGGCAUAUGUUUCAUAUAUGGUUGGCCCAUUGGUGUCUCAUAACGCAACAAUGUGUAAAUGUUUGGCAAUCCUUAUUCAUUACUUCUAUCUCAGCUCUUUGUUUUGGAUGAACAUCAUAAGUAUUGACAUGUACAAAACAUUCAGGCCAAGUUCAAUCAUGAUUCGAAGUGGGUCCUCAAAGAAAUUGAAAACCCUCGUAAUGUACUCACUUUACGCAUGGGGGUUUCCUGUUAUUAUAGUCACUACAUCCCUUGUCUUAGACACAACAAGCAUUGAUCAAAAUUUCAAACCAAUGUAUGGUAUUGGAAUAUGCCAACUGACAAAUGUGAAUCCAAGGAUAAUAUUUUUCAUGACUCCUAUUGGGUGUAUCAUCUUGAUCAAUAGCAUCCUAUUUGGUAUUGUCAUCUAUUCUCUCCGUCAUACUCUUAAUGAGACAGCCCAUGUAAAAGCAAAGCAAGACCACCAGCUCUCUGUCUACAUCAAAUUGUGUGUGCUAAUGGGAAUUACAUGGCUGCUAGGCUUCAUUGGAAUGUUUAUCAAUCUGAAUAUCAAUUGGUAUUUCUUUACAUUUUUCAAUGCCUCUCAAGGGGUCUUCAUAUUCAUCAGUACAGUAUCAAGGGGGGUAUGUUCCCAGAAGGCAACAGUUAAGUCAAGUAAACAAAGAAAUAAUCACUUGCCAACAACAAUGGUGUAAAUAUCAUGUAUUUUCAAAUAUUUACUCUAAAAGUACUGUAUGUUAAAAUGUCAUAUGUUGUUAAUUGUUACAUGUACAUUGUAUAAUGUAUUGUACAGUUUAUUUCAUGACACAUAUAUACAUGAGGUCAUAGUAAGAUGACUGAAGUUAUAGGGGAAAAAACAUUAUAAUUUAAUAAAACUUUCUGUACAUAUAUAUAUUUUCCUAAAAAGAGCUGGUGGAUUUGUUUGUGUACAAUUGUUUUGAAAUAUUGGGACUUUUAAUUUUGAUCGAAAUAAAUCAAAUUAUUGACCUUGUAUUGUACUAUUUGUGAAAUAAAUGCAUAAAUCAAAAAAUAUUUGUUCAUAGUUUCAACUGUAAAGUAGCAAUAAUUGUUUAUUCUUCUUAAAAUAUUGUAAUAUAUUUUUGAAUACUUACUCUGAAAUAAUGUCAUCUUCAUUUUCUCUAAGUGCCCCAAUGAGGAAUGUAACGAGGGCGUAAAAUGCAGACCUGACUCUGGAUUCUAUAUCCAAACCACAUCCCUCCAGGCCCUCUGCAUAGUGCUUGGCGAACAUCCCCUGGUAGGAUAGCAUCUCUUGCAGAAAGAUCACAUUCGGGACCU